Molecule: messenger RNA, 387 nt
Organism: Sparassis crispa
Lineage: Eukaryota; Fungi; Basidiomycota; Agaricomycetes; Polyporales; Sparassidaceae
Exons: 3
Coding region: 1-387 (128 amino acids)
Source: RefSeq, a predicted model, not a curated record
AUGCUGCGAGCUGUCAAAGAGCUUCCUAGCCCACCCCAUGGUCUUGAGCUAUGGCAGCGGACAUCCGAUGUCUACCAGGUCCUUUUCCCAAUUGGUACAUCGUGUUUCGCCGCGCUUCGUCUCAGGCUUCUGCAUCUUGCCCCGAAAUUUUCCGGUGUCGAAAAGAGGGCCAUUCCGUUUCUAAAAUCACGACGCGGGUAUACGUGGGUGAGAGGCCGAGAGACCUUGUCUGCGACUCGGGAGGAGCAUCAGCAACGAUGGCUAGCGACGAAAGCUGUAUAUUCAGAGUCAAAGUUGAUGCAUCUUUACACUUCCCUCGGCAGCCCAUGCCAACCCCUUCGCGAACAUGCACAUCUCCGAGUCUGGGUCGCGCCUCAAUGGCUUUAG